GUAAGCAAAUUCUGGAACGAACUAGUUUUAUUUUUUUAUCCAAACUCUUUUGGAUAUAUCGACACGACUCCAAUUCUCCAAAACAAAACCAUUUCCUUCUUCUUCUUGAUCAUUCGGUUUAUUCAAACCAAGGACGAGAAGAUGAAAGAUCCUUUCCUGUCCUUCGUUGUGCUCCUCUCUUUAUCUGCUCUGGUCUCUCAGACAAUCGCAAGAAGAGUCAAAGCUCCCUUGCUGCAGCAGAGCAAUACUAAUGGAUUGGUUUUCAGCAAAUCAUUCAAUUCAAUCUACGAUACUUCUAUGUACGGCCGCUUGCAGCUCAACAAUGGCCUCGCUCGUACUCCGCAAAUGGGAUGGAAUAGCUGGAACUUCUUUGCUUGCAAUAUCAAUGAAACAGUUAUUAAGGAAACUGCUGAUGCUUUGGUCUCCUCUGGCUUGGCUGAUUUAGGAUACAUACAUGUCAAUAUUGAUGAUUGUUGGUCCAAUUUGUUACGUGAUUCAAAGGGACGGUUGGUUCCACAUCCUGAAACAUUCCCAUCAGGGAUUAAAUUGCUUGCUGAUUAUGUUCAUUCAAAGGGUCUCAAACUCGGUAUAUAUUCUGAUGCUGGCGUUUUCACAUGUCAAGUUCGUCCCGGAUCCCUUUUCCAUGAAGUGGAUGAUGCUGAUAUUUUUGCUUCUUGGGGUGUGGAUUAUCUGAAAUAUGAUAACUGUUUCAACUUGGGGAUAAAGCCAAUCGAAAGAUACCCGCCAAUGCGUGAUGCUCUGAACGCAACUGGUCGCUCUAUCUUCUACUCGCUUUGUGAAUGGGGAGAGGAUGAUCCUGCCUUGUGGGCAAAAGAAGUUGGAAACAGUUGGCGCACAACAGAUGACAUCAAUGAUACAUGGGCAAGUAUGACUACAAUUGCUGAUUUGAAUGACAAGUGGGCUUCAUAUGCUGGACCUGGUGGUUGGAAUGAUCCGGAUAUGUUGGAAGUUGGGAACGGAGGGAUGACUUACGAGGAGUAUCGUGGUCACUUUAGCAUUUGGGCUUUGAUGAAGGCACCACUUUUGAUUGGUUGUGAUGUAAGAAACAUGACUGCUGAAACUUUUGAGAUUUUGAGCAAUAAAGAGGUUAUCGCUGUUAACCAAGACCCACUUGGUGUUCAAGGAAGGAAAAUUCAAGCCAACGGAGAAGAUGAUUGUCAACAGGUGUGGUCAGGGCCUUUAACUGGUGACCGUAUGGUAGUUGCGCUCUGGAACCGUUGUUCAAACCCUGCAACUAUUACAGCAACAUGGGAUAUGAUCGGUCUUGAAUCCACCGUUAGUGUCUCGGUUAGAGACUUGUGGCUGCACAAAGAUAUAACAGACAAUGCGUCUGUCUCUUUUGAAGCUCGAGUAGAGGCACACGACUGUCACAUGUACAUCCUCACUCCCCAGGCUGUUGUAUCACGCUCUGAUGUAUAGUCCUUUCUUGUGAGUGUUUGUGAACAACCUUUGUUAUGUACUAUCUUGUAACACAUGAAAGCUGUUGUUAUUCAGACAACUUUCAUAGUGUUCUUAUGUACAAAAAACCUUAAUACUUUUGUACAAAAAAACCUAAAUACGUAUGUGUUCAUGAAGUUACUAAAUAAAGAAAUACUUUUGAGGUGA
Messenger RNA from Raphanus sativus (radish), 1626 nucleotides. RefSeq names its product alpha-galactosidase 3. Gene Ontology annotation, biological process: carbohydrate metabolic process. The annotation marks the transcript as partial. Gene Ontology annotation, molecular function: hydrolase activity, hydrolyzing O-glycosyl compounds. The transcript has 12 exons. NCBI's taxonomy places the organism in Eukaryota, Viridiplantae, Streptophyta, Magnoliopsida, Brassicales, Brassicaceae. The record is from RefSeq and is a predicted model, not a curated record.